CAAAGGCCCUGAGGUCUAUUCGGACACGUCUGGGGCGCGGGAUGUGUCCCCUCAACCCCGUGUCAAGAGCCAUGGUCGGCAGGUCAGGGUACCGGGCGCUGCCCUUGGGGGACUUUGACCGUUUCCAGCAGUCAAGUUUUGGCUUCCUGGGCCCGCAGAAGGACUACUUGGCGGAGCACGGCGGCGUCGGGCCGGGGGCUGAUGCACCUCAGACCUGGCCCUCUUGCCUCUGCCACGGCCUCAUUAGUUUCCUGGGAUUCUUGUUGUUGCUGAUCACCUUCCCCAUUUCUGGCUGGUUUGCCCUGAAGAUUGUGCCCACCUAUGAGCGGAUGAUCGUAUUUCGACUGGGCCGGAUCUGCACCCCUCAAGGGCCUGGCAUGGUUCUGCUCCUGCCCUUCAUUGACUCCUUUCAGAGAGUGGAUCUGAGGACACGAGCCUUCAAUGUCCCUCCCUGCAAGUUGGCGUCUAAGGAUGGGGCUGUGCUGUCAGUGGGGGCCGAUGUCCAGUUCCGCAUCUGGGACCCAGUAUUGUCAGUGAUGACUGUGAAGGACUUGAACAUAGCCACACGCAUGACAGCCCAGAAUGCCAUGACCAGGGCCCUGCUCAAGAGGCCUCUGCGGGAGAUCCAGAUGGAAAAGCUCAAGAUUAGCGACCAGCUCCUGCUGGAGAUCAACGAUGUGACCAGGGCCUGGGGUCUCGAGGUGGACCGUGUGGAGCUGGCAGUAGAGGCUGUGCUGCAGCCGCCCCAGGACAGCCCCCUCCAGCAGCUUGCUCCCCACCUUCUGGGGGCGGGCGUGUCCUCAGUGGCAGGAGGUGCCCUGCCCCUGGGGCAAGACACCUUGGAGAUGGUGAGUGAAGUUGAGCUGCCUGUCCCUCACAUUGGUGCUGGGCCCAGCCUGAAGCAGCCUGUGGCUGAGGGGCUGCUGACCGCUCUGCAGCCCUACCUGUCUGAGACCCUGGUCAGCCAAGUCGGGGCCUGCUACCAGUUCAAUGUCAUCCUGCCUGAUGGCACCCAGAGCAUCUACUUCCUGGACCUCACUACAGGGCAAGGGAGAGUGGGACACGGGGUGCCUGAUGGCAUCCCUGACGUGGAGGUGGAGCUGGCUGAGGCGGACCUGUGGGCCCUGUUGUGCAGGGAGCUGCGGCCCCUGGGGGCCUACAUGAGUGGGCGGCUGAAGGUGAAGGGUGACUUGGCAACGGCCAUGAAACUGGAGGCUGUCCUCAGGGCCCUGAAGUAGCAGCCUUGGCUGACCGUCCGUAGCCCAGCCCAAGCCUCGCACCAAGCCAGGGGCGUCAUGGGGGAACAAGCAUUGGCUCCGCGCCUCAGAUUAGUGAGUCCCUGAGAAGUUUCAGACCCAGCUAAGCGCCAGUGAAUGGAGGCUGAGUCAUGCUGCCCUGCCCACCCCAGUCCCUUGCCAAGGACCCAGUCCUGAACUGGGUACACAGCACAAUGACAGGAGCGCCAGGCCUGCUCUGCUAAUACUGCCUGUGUGAUCAGAGAGGCAGGGCCCACAGAGACAACUUGGCAGCAGCUGGCUGGGUCCCAGUGUGAGGGAGCAAAGCUCGUGGCUCAGGUUCCCAGCUCCAGAGUGUGUGUGUGUGUAUAGGUGGUGGGGUAUGGAGAAGGAGGCAACCACCAAGGAGAGAUCCCUGCAGCCAGAGGGAUCUGGGGAUCAGGCAGGGCCUGCCUUCUAGGCUAUAGUCCAGGUCCAGGCCAGUGGGGGUUGGGAUGGGAAAGAGUGGGGCCUGCUCCUCCCUGGGCCCUAAACACCUCUUAACCUGACUGACAGCUCUGUCUUGCAUGCCUGAUGGGCCAGGCUGGGGCCUAGGGUACCAUGAAGAGAGCCCUGCUCUUCUGUGCUUCCUACCAGCGCUUUGAAAACUCAAAUGACUUGGAAAGCAGUAGGGUACAGUGUUGGAUGAUCCCUUGGUGAUGGUGGCCAGGGACCAGGGCCCCAAAGGCUGACACAAGCCCUCCUGAUGCUCUGGAAUCACCCAUAGAUCCCCUUUGUGCUGAAGGCCUCUGGGCAGGAGCCAGCACUGUUCCUCUUGAUAGAGGAGGUGUGCCAGGGAAGAGCGGGAGCAGGGCUGUGAGACGGGGUGGAGCCACCCCAUUCAGGAGAGGAGUUAGGGCAGGUCUGUGCCUCCCCUUCUGUUACACCUCGGCUCACUUUCUGUACUGGCCAAAGGGAAGGAAACAAGGAAACCUGCAUGGAGUUCUGGCCUGGAGACUUCUGCUUCACUGUUCCAACCCAGGCCCCAGGCACCCCAGAGGAGGGACUUUUUACUCCUGCAUUCCUCAGAACUGAAUCUCACUUCCUGAAAAGGCUUGUGGAAAAGUCCCCCACAGAAACCUGAGCCUUCCUUUGAGAAACAGCCUCUGGCACCAGACCUCCCACAGGGCCCUCUCCAGCUUCCUUGGUAUUAGACUUUGUCCUUUGGUUCCUGCCAGGGCCUUGUCCCUCCUCUUUUGCCUCCUCCCAGCACAGACUGCACGUGCAUGGGCUCAGGUUGCAGCUCCAGGGCCCCCUCCCUGAGGGCCAGAACCUCAGCCUGCUGCCCAUGCUCUGCCCUCUCCACUCACCUGGAGGCCGCCCAACCAGGCUGUCAGCCCAACCAGGCUGUCUGCUCCGAAGACUUCCCCCUUGUCCCACAUGGCCACACUCCUGCCACCCCAAGGCCUAGUGGGGCAUUGCUCUCUCCCUCUUGCCUGGCUCCCCCCUCCUCUUGGCGGGCUCUCAUUGUGCCCAUUCCCCACGGCUUGUGUCACUGUUCCUUGCACAAGUGUCUGCCCUCCUGAUGGAACCAUGAGCGUCACAUGAACAGUUCUCUGUCCCCUCCAUUGCUACAGCACAGGGCUCACUGAGGGUUAAAUGGCGCAGCCCAGGCACCUUCCUGUGAAGGCUUAAUGUGAAAGCGUAAAGGAAACCGAAACUCUUCAGAGUCUGUGUGGGUGUGGAAGGAUCAGGGGAAACUGAAAGUUCCCCUAAGUGUCUGUGGUGGAGAGCAAGUCCUGCUGCCAGCCAUUAAUAACCCCCUUUUGGGACUCUGCUGCUCAGGCAAGACCAGCACUCCAGGAAAUGCAGCUCAUGGGCUCCAGGGCCCCUGGGCUUCCAAGGACUGAGCAGACCUUACAGUCCCUGCAGGAGAACAAGGGGCACCUAGCAGGGCGAGGGUGUCUGUCAAAGACAGCUUUGAGGAGGUGAUGCCUGAGGCUUGGAGCUACGUGGAUAGGUGUGGGCAAGGAGAGAAGAAAAGAAAUUGGGAAGUCCUGGCUAGGUAGCUCAGUUGGUUAGCGCUUCCUCCCCAUAAGCCAAGGUUGUGGGUUUGAGCCCAUGGUAGGGCACAUACAAGAAUCAACCAAUGAAUGCAUAAAUAAGUGGAACAACAAAUUUUUUCUCUUCCUAAAUAUAUCAAUAAAACUUUAAAAAAGGGAAAACAUUGGGCAGAAUGGAAAGCCCCUCUGAGGACACAGAAGUAACUGGGCACCUCCGGUUUGGAGAACUAGAACCUCAAGUACAAGGAGGGUACUAGUGACUGUGCGCUAGGAGUGUCCCUGUGAUGGACGAGGCACUGCCUCUACAUUAUAAUACAGGGUGCCGCAGAAGUAGGGCCUGUUCCAGUGUGGUUGGUAGGGUCAAUUUAUAGUUUUAAUCUGAGCAUUUCACCUAAAAUGUCAUAUGGUGGGCUUGAGUGUGAUAUUGUUAUGUUACAUAAUUGCAUGCUUAUGAUUUUGUAACUAAAAGGGUGUUAUUUGUGCCAGACCCUUUAUGCUGUAUUUAUAUAUUAAAAUAUUUCAUGUUAAAUUUUGAAUA
Messenger RNA from Pteronotus mesoamericanus, 3815 nucleotides. It is a transcript of the gene STOML1, whose product is annotated as stomatin like 1. Bases 42 to 1238 code for a protein of 398 amino acids. The record is from RefSeq and is a predicted model, not a curated record. Gene Ontology annotation, cellular component: plasma membrane. The transcript has 7 exons. Lineage: Eukaryota; Metazoa; Chordata; Mammalia; Chiroptera; Mormoopidae.